AUGAGACACCGAGAAUGGAGAAGACUGUUCAAGAAAAGACGGCGUAAAGCGAUACGGCAAAAGGCCGCACAAGCUCAAGCAAGGCUGGAAGAUGAAGAGGAAGAACGAAAAUUGGCAUGUCCGGAGUAUCAGUCGUAUCUUGUCGAAAAGGAACGCCAAGAAAAAAUCGCCACAGACCGAAAAGCACUAGAACAUGCACUUCAGAAUGCGAUAUGGCUUGAAGAGGAACAUAAAGCACAGCUAAAAUUCGAGUCAUUGCGCAGGAAAGAGCAAGCUAAAGAGCGAGAAGAACAGGAGAAAAGGGAAAAGAUACGGAAAGAAUUCGAAGAUCGGGAAUGUAAACUUAAACAAGCCAAAGCAGAUCGUUUGGAGCAGCAAGAACUCGUGCGUCGAAUGCUGUAUGAGCGGCAUGUGAAAUUGCAAGAAUUUGCUGCCACCGGAGUUGAUGAAUACCUCCAAGAACUACAGAGCAUACACAACACACGGAGCGAUGCUGAAGAUUGUAAGUUCUUCCUAAAAACAGGCGCAUGUCGACAUGGGUAUCGAUGUAGUGGAAAUCAUCCCACACCUGGGGUGGGCAAGGUCAUCUUGAUUGCAAGCUUCUUCAGCCAUCCGGCCCUGGAACAGAAAGUACAUGCGGAGUACGGCCAAGACGUCCGCCUCGAGUUCGAUGAGGAUGAUUUGCAGAAUUGUUAUAAUGAAUUUUUCCGGGACAUAAUUGAGGAGUUUGAAGCGUUUGGUAAAAUCCAACAUAUCCUUGCUUGCAGAAAUGCUGGAACACACUUAAGGGGGAGUGUGUACAUAGAGUAUGAACUAUUAAGGAAUGCAGCUGCCGCGUAUUUGCGAAUGAAUGGAAGGUUUUACGCCAAAAAACAACUUCACGUGGAGUUCAGGAGUCCAAUCGUCUGGCCGGCAGCGGUGUGCGGGCUUUUCGAGCUUAAGCGGUGUCAUAAAGGAGCCGGAUGUAAUUUUCUGCACAUCCUUAAGAAUCCGGACCACCGUUAUGUGUACAACCAUUUCCAAGAGUGCAGAUCAAUGCGGAAAGAAGAAAUUCUACACGUAGCUACGCCGCUAGUUGAAAAGACGUGGGAUGAAAUAACGUCCAACGGUGGACAAUCCUCGAGGAAAGCUCCCCAAUGGCGAUGGUCUGAAUCACCGGAGUUGGAAGAUGAAAAAUCAGAUCCUAACAGACAUGAAGCAAGGGUUCGGCAUGACGGUGAUGGAAAAAGCAAAAAGUCUUCUCACCAAUCUCGCGAAAGACCGAGCUGCAGUUCAAAACGACACCAAAGUCAUAAAAAUCGUAGUCCUAGUAGUACGCCCAAACACAAUCGCAGUCGAACUCGGAGUCGUAAUCGCAGUCAGAGCCGGAAUCGGAAGCAUAAUUUCAGGGAUAAACAACUGCGGGAACACACAUCGAGACAUAGAUAUUUUGAAGAUAACAAUCACAAACGUGACCGACGAAGUUCACCACGACGAAAGUCGAAAGAAGGACUGAAUCCUUCAGAUCGAAAGAGGACACAUAAAAGAAAUAAAAAAGAAAAGGCCUAG
Messenger RNA from Anopheles marshallii, 1548 nucleotides. RefSeq names its product U2 small nuclear ribonucleoprotein auxiliary factor 35 kDa subunit-related protein 1. Gene Ontology annotation, biological process: mRNA splicing, via spliceosome. The coding region runs from base 1 to 1548 and encodes 515 amino acids. Gene Ontology annotation, molecular function: pre-mRNA 3'-splice site binding; metal ion binding. Lineage: Eukaryota; Metazoa; Arthropoda; Insecta; Diptera; Culicidae. Gene Ontology annotation, cellular component: spliceosomal complex; U2AF complex. The record is from RefSeq and is a predicted model, not a curated record. The transcript is spliced from 6 exons.